Molecule: messenger RNA, 3854 nt
Organism: Colius striatus (speckled mousebird)
Lineage: Eukaryota; Metazoa; Chordata; Aves; Coliiformes; Coliidae
Gene: ZBTB1
Product: zinc finger and BTB domain containing 1
Exons: 3
Coding region: 123-2051 (642 amino acids)
Biological process (GO): regulation of cytokine production; negative regulation of transcription by RNA polymerase II; regulation of immune system process
Molecular function (GO): protein binding
Source: RefSeq, a predicted model, not a curated record
GCGGCGGGAGGUGGGAAGUGCCGAGCGGCGCCGGCCGCGGCAUGGCCCGGCGCGGCGCGGCGUGGCCCGCCAUAGUGGCGCGGGGGGAGCGGCGCUGCCCAGGGCUAUAAUCAAAGUGCAAGAUGGCAAGAACCAGCCACAGCAACUACGUCCUUCAGCAGCUAAACAACCAAAGAGAGUGGGGCUUUCUGUGCGACUGCUGCAUCGCUAUCGAUGAUAUUUAUUUUCAAGCACACAAAGCAGUCCUUGCUGCAUGCAGCUCCUAUUUUAGGAUGUUUUUUAUGAACCAUCAACACACUACAGCCCAGCUGAAUCUAAGCAACAUGAAGAUUAGCGCUGAAUGCUUUGAUCUCAUUUUACAGUUCAUGUAUUUAGGAAAAAUUAUGACAGCCCCUGCCAACUUUGAGCAGUUUAAAGUGGCCAUGAACUAUUUACAGCUCUAUAACGUACCUGAAUGUCUAGAAGAUAUACAGGAUACAGACUCCUCUAGUUUAAAAUGUUCAUCUUCUGCCUCUAGCACCCAGAAUAGUAAAAUGAUAUUUGGCGUGAGAAUGUACGAAGACACGCUGGCUAGAAACGGCAACGAAGCAAACAGGUGGGGCAUGGAGCCGCCAAGUUCAACGGUAAAUACGUCCCAUAACAAAGAGCCUGACGAAGAAGCUUUGCAGCUAAGCAGCUUCCCCGAGCAACUCUUUGAUGUCUGCAAAAAAAGCACCACGUCCAAAUACUCUCACACAAAAGAGCGCGUGUCCCACUCGCGCCGGUUUGGAAGAAGCUUCACCUGCGACAGCUGCGGGUUUAGCUUCAGCUGUGAAAAGCUACUGGAUGAGCACGUGUUAACGUGCACUAACAGGCAUUCCUACCAAAGUGCCAGGUACUAUGGUGCUGAAAAAAUAGACUUUAGUGAAAAGGACUCGGCUUCUAAAGUCAUCUCCACGCAAACGGAAAAAUACAAGGGGGACUCGAGCCAAGCUGCAGACGAUUCCUUGUCUCCCGUGUCAAACAUCACGAGCAGGAAAAGCAGCACGGUUGCCUCCGAGACUUCGGGUGAAGAGGGAAGUAGAGCCUCCGAGAGGAAGAGGAUUAUCAUCAAGAUGGAACCAGAGGACAAUCCUGUAGAUGAGCUGAAGGAUUUUAAUAUUAUUAAGGUGACAGAUAAAGACUGCAACGAGUCUUCCGACAACGAUGACUUAGAUGACGAACAGGAAGAGCCGCUCUACAGAUACUACGUCGAGGAAGAGAUCAGAGAGAAGAGAAAUGCUCGGAAGACUUUAAAACCCCGUUUAUCCAUGGACGAGGAUGAAAGAAAAUGUUUGAGAAGUCCACGGCACCUUAACAGGAAGGCUCCUUCGGUGCAGGAGGACGUGGAGAACGCUCCCUGUGAACUUUGUGGGCUAACAAUCACCGAGGAAGAUUUGUCCUCCCAUUACUUAUCCAAACACAUAGAAAAUAUAUGCGCUUGCGGCAAGUGCGGUCAAAUCCUGGUGAAAGGCAAGCAGUUACAGGAUCACGCACAGACCUGUGGAGAGCCCCAGGAUCUGACCAUGAACGGUAUCAGAAAUUCCGAGGAGAAAAUGGACUUGGAAGAAAACCCCGAGGAGCAGUCGGAAAUAAGGGACAUGAUGUUUGCAGAGAUGCUGGAGGACUUCAGGGACAGUCACUUCCAAAUGAACAGCCUUCAAAAAAAGCAGUUAUACAAGCAUUCUGCCUGUCCUUUCCGAUGCCCUAAUUGCGGCCAGCGCUUCGAAUCCGAAAACCUAGUGGUUGAGCAUAUGUCCAACUGCCUGGAGCAAGAUCUGUUCAAGAACUCCAUGAUGGAAGAGAACGAGAGGGAUCACAGACGUAAGCAUUUCUGCAAUCUUUGUGGGAAAGGAUUUUAUCAGCGUUGCCACUUGCGGGAACACUAUACCGUUCAUACCAAGGAAAAACAGUUUGUUUGUCAGACAUGUGGGAAGCAGUUCUUAAGAGAGCGGCAGUUGCGGCUCCACAAUGAUAUGCACAAAGGCAUGGCCAGUAGUGAAAUAGGGACUUCUAAGCUUCUGAACAACUGAGAGAACCAGGUUUGAAGAAGACAUGAGGAAGAAAUGGUCGGCAAAAGAUUUCAUAAAAGCUCAGAACCACGUGUGCCAGAUCUGAAUUGGCACCACCUUUGCCUUUUUGUUUUUUUUUGACAUACUGCAUCAGUCGCAAAAGGCACCAAAGCAGUCAAAUUAAAACAUGCAGUAAAACUUGGUUUUGGACUCUUCUCUGUAUUACAAAACUUACUCCCUUGUGACUAUUAUUUACACCUGGUAAAAACCAAAUUUGAAGUCUCUUUUCAUGGAGCAGACAGACAAAAGAAGCAGAUGCCAGGUGUUAAGGGCUGCACUGAAAUGAAUCUGCAGACUUUGCUGUUCACAUGCUGGAGUGCUCCUUUUCUGAAAUGAGGCUUCUUAGAGUUUUGGUCAAAAAACUGUUUAGAGCUUUUUAGUUCAAGCACUAGAAGUGUAUACUCCUGAACUACAGCUUACAUAUUUUCAGACAGUUACAAUGCUAAGCUAAGUGUUAAAAAAGAGGAAAAAAAAUAGUCUGGAAUACAAGGAGAAAAAAAAAAUAAAGUCUUAAAAACUGAGGCCAGAGGGUCCCUGAGGAAGGACAGGAUGGUGAGAAAAAAGAUCCAGCUGACUCCAUUCCCCUGCUGCCAUGAUCAUCAUUUGCAAGCUGAAGAGGACCUUCCACGGAGCACAGUGCUUGUAUGUGGAGAGUAAAGAAAUGGUGCUCUGGUCUUAUUACAAGGAUGCUGAAAAAAUUUUUACCAACAAAGAGAUGGGUAAAUGUGAACUAAUCUUCACAGGGCACGGGGUGCCCCUUGCUCUGGUGCAUUCAUGUUCAGAUUGCAGCAUUUUAUGAAUCCUAAUGUUUCCAGCUAAAUCAAUCAGAAAACAGAAACCCUACCAAAAAAAAUCCCACACCCAACAAGGCAGUAAAUGAUCCAAAUUAGGGCCAGCAUGGAUUAAAAAUACAUUAAUCUCAUUGGCUUCCCCCAGACUAGUGUCUCAGAUUGAGGCACAUAAGCAGACUAAACAUGCUGAUCUCUAUUCUGCUGUAGUUACGCAUCUUACUAAUUCUACUCAUGCCUAUAAAAGGAUGUUUCAUUGUUAACUGUUAUCUCAAGAAGAGUCUGUCUAUAAGUUUAUUUACAAUUGGCAUCAUUUUCAUUCCUGUUGUUAUGAAGUGUGUAAAAUAUUGUCUGUAUUGCAGCUUGUAUAGGGCAUGUGUCUGUGCUUGCUUUACUCUUUUGAGUUUAUGGAGUUGCUAUACAAAUGCAAGAAAGGUGUUCAGGUAUCUUUGAAUGUGGUUUGCUUAAUCUGAUUACGUAACCCCAAACGUUUCAGCAUCUAGAUGUUGAAGGUACUGGCUCUAUUAACACAUAGAACACCUUAAACAUUAAUGUAGGCAUUAUAAAAGCCUUCAGUGCAAUGCUGGAAUUGCCAACACUUCUGUCCCAGUGGCUGUGCUGGAGCAAAGGGGAAGGUGGUGAAUGUAUCUGGGCAAAGCCAGGUACCACUGGGGAUCCAGCUGGGAGAAGGCACAGAAUAGCUGGGGAUAGCAGCAGAUGGAAUGUCCUUUCUGUGGAGAACGGGAAGGACUUUCAGGGUAGGACCACCACGAAGCAGAAGGGACCUGUGCUUAGAGAAUCACCUAACAGUAUAAUAAGCAUCGGACAUCUAGAACAGGCUGUGACUGUUCUGUAACAUGGCAAUGAUUUGUAGCCUAUGUAGAGUAUCAGUGAAGACAUUGCAGGUUAGUUUUCAUAAUCUUUAAAGCUUAUUCUGUGCUUUGAUACAGUAUCUUUAAUAAAAUAUUCUUACAAA